UACCUAGUCGCAGGUCGUACCCGUAACGUCGGACACAGUUUUCUCGCACGCGCACAUAAACAAUAUUAUAAACAUAACAAUAUUGCAUUUACGUAAAAUGAACGCGCAACUGUUUUUAAAAAUAAUGUAGCUAUAUAGUUAUGUGGCAAAAUUGUGGUAAAGUGGAAAUCGAUUUGGAUAUUAGUGCACUGACGAGGGAGCCAUCAGAGGGAUAAAUACUAGAGUGUGUUUUUAAGUGAUUAACAUUUUUAAAAAGAUUCUUAUGUAAACAUGGCUUCAGAAAUUCGAAGGUUAUUAUCUGGCCUUCUAGUGUUCUGUGUGUUUAGUGUGGUAGCCAGUCAAGAGGAAGUAACGUGUUACGGACCUGGGUCAAUAGCAGCGACUGUUUUUAUAACGAUCGUGGUUACACUGGUUGCUUUAUAUCUUUUGUAUCUGUUACUGACACGUUAUUGGAAAAAAAAUAAUGAUAAACAUUUAAUUCUUGAAACCGAUCCGGAAAAAGGAAAGGGAGAAUAUGCAUUUGAUAACCCUGGAUUUAAAGAUACAACCCUUGCAUCGGCAUUUAAUGAAACAGAAAAAAAUAAGACAGAUUCCUUAAAAACAAAAUGGAGUCAUUGGUCACCAUUAAGUGCUUUAACAGCAAAAAGCGAAAAACGCACGUUCUUAGACGACUCCGUAAUAGGGAAAGAUGAAAUAAAAGUGGUAUGUUUAAGAAGUCAUGAUUUUACUGGACUGGGUUUUAAUAUUUUUGGAAAUAUGCGAGACGGGAUAUUUAUCAAAGAUAUCUUACAUAGAGGUCCUGCAUUUGAGUCCGGGAAAUUAAAAUCAGGAGAUUGCAUAAAAAGCAUAACCAUUAAUUUCGAACACAUUGUAUAUGAAGACGCUCUGACAAUUUUAAGUUACGCAAGCCCAUAUGAAGUUAUUAUCGAAGCUCAAGGUGAAAAAAGAGGUUUCAACCCUACGGGACAAGUUGGCCAACCACGCCAUCCCUUAUUCCGUAGCUCAUCUAAUACGGAUCUUGUUCAGAUUGGAAAAACUGCAAAGAAGAGGCUAUUUCAUGCAAACGCCAUAAACAAUUCUCUCAACUCCAGUUUUUCAAGUCUUCAGAAAAACCGUAGCAAUGCAACGACUUUGGAGAGAAAACACUCCAACUCACCAAAUAUUGGAUACCAGAAAGAUCUGCUAAAAGCCCAACUGGAACAGAGGAUACUUGAAGAUCAUGAUGUUAAUCUUAAAAACAAACGAGAAAUGGUCGAAGAUGACCUGAAGAAGAUCAACAACAGAAUGCAAAAAUCGGAAAACAAACUUCAGAAAUUCGGAAUUCGAGUUCUUCCACCCGAAAUAAGUCCACAUAGUAAAGAGCAAGUGAGUCCUAAAACGACUGAAAACUCUCAAAACGACAAUAAUGCCAAUUUAGAACGAAAUUCACUUUUAAACAGCGUGAUGAGUGAAUAUGAUAGAUUGAGUAUUGAUGAAGUGGACAAAAGAGAAAAGAAGACAGUUCAAGAAGUAAAACAACAAGAAACGCCAGAACAUUCAAUAGUGCAAGUUGACGAAAACAAAGACAUUUCAAAUUUUGACCGAAGUCCUAAUCAGUCUAGUGUUAGACGGGACGAAAACGGCAUUCCCCAAGAAAUACCGAGUCACAUGCAUAACGUAGCAAUGGCAGCUAAAAGAAACCGUAAAUCAUCAACCGAUAAAAUGAUUGAUGAACUCGACGGAUCAAAAACACCCAAAAAAUCAAAAGGUCGCGCUCCUGCUCCUCCAGAAGAAAACAGCCUUUCCAUCAAUACAAAUAUAGAAAAUGGUGAACCCGAAUGCGUAAGAUCACACAAAGAAGUUGGCGGUACAGAGGGCAAGACAUACCCAGAAAAGCAUCCUGAUGAAAUAUUCAAACACUGCAGCCCUAAAUAUAAUAAAAGUCAUAACCAGCAUUCAAAUUCAGGUCCUAAAGAAAAUGGUAAACCCACAAUUAAUAAUUUAAACGAAAAUGGAAUUUCUGGUUACGCGUUGGACUCAGAUGCAGAGAGUGAUAAUCAGUCGUCUGUAAACACCAUAGCUCUGAAUUCUAGUGACAUCACGAUUCAUCAUAUUGAAGAUAACGAAGAAAUUCAAAAUCGUAGAACGGCUAGUACAGGGGAUUUGUCAAAACUACAGAGAGCCAAAAAGGGAGGCGGAAGUACAUUAGAAAGGGCUCAAAGUUUAGACAUCGCCGAUACAGGAAUUACAUUGCCAAAAAAGCAUAAAUCGGACAAUUUGGAAAUGACUGGAUCUGACGAGAGUGUUUAUGAAAAAUACAUGAUGUAUAAAGAACCGAGACUAUCGCUCGUCUUAGAUGGGCUUAAUACAUUUCAGAGAAGUCGGCUAAAGAAAUCAACAGAAUGGGGAAAUUUGGAGGAUGCAAUUUUAAAUUUGGACAAAGACACAAACAGCGAAGAAAGUAAACCACCUUCGUAUGAAAAUUCAAGCUCCAGAGAAUUCGACGCUCUCGUGAAUAAAAUAAACGAAAUUAAAAACGAAGACGUAAAAGACGUAGAAAACGAGAUGGUUAAUGACAUUGCCAAAAAGGACGUCCUUCAUAAAACUUAUAACGACCUAACAGAGAUUAUGAACGACGAGAAAUCCAACAUAAUGGAAGAAUUAAGUAAACAACAUUCCGACCGCAUUAUUUUAAAAAAUCUGUCACCUUAUGACGACAUAUCUGUACUAAAGGACAUGGAAAACGCCCCUUCAAGCAUAGAUGACACUUCACUUGAAAAUGUCGAAUUAAAAAUAUUACCUGAAGAACCCUUACUGAUGGAAACUACUGCUGCAAACCCAAAAGCAGUACUAACAGCAACAAGUCCUCCACCAGAAGAUUUAUUGGAAACCAACGGAAUAACAACCAGUGAGAUUGAAAUGUACCUUUCCGAAGACAAUGCGGAUCAGAAAGCAGAAGCACCAAAAAGGAAAUCCAGAAAUCAAAUUUGGCCAACUUUUGAAACCCAAACUGAAAAACCAACCAUACCACCGCGAAAACCAGAGCCACCUCUUCGUAGACCCGAACCACAUCUUCGAGAAAAACAUCGACAUCCUGAGGUAGAAAGUGCCGAAAAGAAAAAUGAAAAUAUUAUAACAGUUACUAAGGUGGAAGUUACGGCUGUCGAGGAACCACAAAUUAUUACAAAUUUAACUGAACUGGACAUACCAACUACUGAAUCAGAAGCCAAAAAAUGUCAAACAACCACUACAAUAACUCUCAAUUCGGGAGUAAACGUUUCUAAACCCAUUUUGGGUAAUGAAGAACCAGCGGUACCAUCACCAUCUGAUAAAAGCAGAGUGCAAAUUUCUUCACGGUUCUUCAAACCGAAAUUAAUGAAAGAAUUUUCUGAAAAUUUAAUAAUAGCUGAAAGAUUAUUCGGUUUGAACGAUCCUUUUUAUAAUUCGAUGGAUUCAUCUAGCCUCGACCUGAACGUUUCAGAUGACAUGAAAGUCUCUAGACAUUCCUUAGGAAACUUGCAAACUGAAGCAACGGCUUUACCUUUAGAAAAAUCCAGUAAACAAUUUGAAAAUAAUAUCAGUAGCAUUAUGAUAGAGUCUCCAUAUCAAACUAGCGUAAUAGAUCAAUUAAGUGCUUCUUCUAGUCUACCUAUUAACGAAAACUACGUAGCUGAUUCUGAUGCAAGUAUGAAUAACACAACAUCAUUAUAUACCACUGCUUUGGAUCAAACGCUUACACAGGCAAAUGAAUCAUUAAAAACAGUGAGCGAGGUGGAAGUAGAAGAGGAAGACAAAAACGUACCGGUAACAACUCCAGAUAUCAUAAAAAACAUCACGUUAACAGAAGUAAUUAAUACAGUUAACACACAAAUGAGCUUACUAGAUAACAAGCCUAAGUCACUAAAGUUACAAGUGGUAGGGGAUUCCGAAUCGGAUGAAAAUAAUAAAAAUGUUGCUAAAAAAUUGAUUUAUGAAGAAACUCCAGUGGACAAAAAUUCAACUGUUAACAUUACCGACAGCUCAGAUUCUAAUGAUUCCUUGACAUUCGUAACAGAAAUUCGAGUAUCUCCAAAUGCAUCAGUUAGUAGUAACAUAUCAGAUACAGACACUUAUUCUAUUUCACCAGAAGAUCCUUCUCACAAAAAUCUCGAAAACAAAUUUGAAAGUUACGUGAAAAACUUCGAAACUAACAGAAAAAUGUUCGGCUCCCCGGUUAACAGUACAACGCACUACAAAACUGAAUCUCGAAUACCAUCAAAAAUAACAUCAAACAGUGAUAAGAACCAGCCAGAAAAGGACCUUCAAAAAAUACACGAAAUUGUUGAAGAACAACUGAAAAAACUCCCAGAAAUGAGAUUUUCAACGUCCAGUUACGAAUCGACAUCAAAAAUUCCCGAAAAACGAUCGUCUCAUAUUGAACAAAUUAGAUCAAACUUUGAAAAAAAUUCAAAUGACAAAAGUCCAACAAAACCAAAGGCGGAGGGAGUUAAAUCGCGAAUACCAGUGGCAACACAAAAAACACCCCCAACAUCUCCUGAACGUAGAGAUUCUAGGCCAGAUUCGGAAAUAAACUCGGACAUUCUCGAACUUAUGUCUUCCAAAGUGCAUUCAACUCCUGUGUGUAGCAAUCUUCGGUACCAACCCAAAAUUCCAACAAAAAAUGUCACGGUGACUUCCAUUCGCGGUAAUUCCAAGAUACCUUCGGGAAUACCCGGUCGACCACCUAUACCAACUAGGAAACCUGAAAAUUUAGAAGCACAAUCCAACGGGAACGGUGAGAGCAGCUUUAAACAAUGGGUAUUCACCCAAUCUGAAUCUGCCGUUACCAAUAUAAUCGUUGACAAUUUUAAACCGGAACAAAAAUGAAUGAAUGAAUAGGUAUAUGUAUACGUAUACUUUGUUAACACUUUAUUGUUACCUAACAAAAGAGAUAAAAGUUGUAAUUAAUUAAAUUUACACCAGAGCAAUGGUAUUUUGAAAGACGUUUGAUGAGAAAGAACAGA
Messenger RNA from Agrilus planipennis (emerald ash borer), 4982 nucleotides. RefSeq lists its product as uncharacterized. The record is from RefSeq and is a predicted model, not a curated record. Gene Ontology annotation, molecular function: protein binding. The transcript has 7 exons. Bases 271 to 4845 code for a protein of 1524 amino acids. NCBI's taxonomy places the organism in Eukaryota, Metazoa, Arthropoda, Insecta, Coleoptera, Buprestidae.